Acomys russatus (golden spiny mouse) is the source of this 1600-nucleotide messenger RNA. It is a transcript of the gene Vwc2, whose product is annotated as von Willebrand factor C domain containing 2. Gene Ontology annotation, cellular component: AMPA glutamate receptor complex. The transcript is spliced from 3 exons. Bases 33 to 1007 code for a protein of 324 amino acids. Lineage: Eukaryota; Metazoa; Chordata; Mammalia; Rodentia; Muridae. Gene Ontology annotation, molecular function: protein binding. Gene Ontology annotation, biological process: negative regulation of BMP signaling pathway. The record is from RefSeq and is a predicted model, not a curated record.
CUCCCCGCCCGCCCGCCGGGACGUGGUAGGGGAUGCCUAGUUCCUCUGCGAUGGCAGUUGGCGCGCUCUCCAGUUCCCUUUUGGUCACCUGCUGCCUGAUGGUGGCUCUGUGCAGUCCGAGCAUCCCGCUGGAGAAGCUGGCCCAAGCUCCAGAGCAACCCGGCCAGGAGAAGCGCGAGCACGCGUCUCGGGACAGCCCGGGGCGGGUGAGCGAGCUCGGGCGCGCCACGAGGGAAGAGGGCAGCAGUGCCCGGGACUGGAAGAGCAAGGGCAGCCGCGCGCUCUCGGGCCGGGAGGCUUGGAGCAAACAGAAACAGGCCUGGGCUGCCCAGGGCGGGAGCGCCAAGGCCGCGGACUGGCAGGUCCGGCCUCGAGGGGACACCCCGCAGGGGGAGCCCCCGGCCGCCGCCCAGGAAGCGAUCAGCCUGGAACUCGUGCCCACACCAGAGCUGCCUGAGGAAUAUGCCUACCCUGACUACCGCGGCAAGGGCUGCGUGGACGAGAGUGGCUUCGUGUAUGCGAUCGGUGAGAAGUUCGCCCCAGGUCCCUCAGCCUGCCCUUGUCUGUGUACGGAGGAGGGUCCUCUUUGCGCACAGCCAGAGUGCCCGCGGCUUCACCCGCGCUGCAUCCAUGUAGACACCAGCCAGUGCUGUCCGCAGUGCAAGGAGAGGAAGAACUACUGCGAGUUCCGGGGCAAGACCUACCAGACUUUGGAGGAGUUCGUGGUGUCUCCAUGUGAGCGGUGUCGUUGUGAAGCCAAUGGUGAAGUGCUGUGUACAGUGUCGGCGUGUCCCCAGACGGAAUGUGUGGACCCAGUGUACGAGCCUGAUCAGUGCUGCCCCAUCUGCAAAAACGGCCCAAACUGCUUUGCAGAAACUGCUGUCAUCCCAGCUGGUAGAGAAGUGAAGACCGACGAAUGCACCAUAUGUCACUGUACUUAUGAGGAGGGUACGUGGAGAAUUGAACGGCAAGCCAUGUGUACGCGACAUGAAUGCAGGCAAAUGUAGACUUUAUAAUACAAAAACUCUCAUGUUUUUCUAGAAUAUUUUACUAAUGUGACAUUCUAGAUGACUCUGAGAAAUAUCAAUCAAAAAGAGAAGACUUUGGAUAAGGAGUCAAGGAAAAUGGUUGGUACUUUUGUUUUUCUUGGUAACAAUUACAGCAAGAGACAGAAAUGGAUGUAUUUCAAAACAUCAACAAGAACUUCGGGCAUAAACUCCCUCUCUAAAUAAAUGUGCUAUUUUCACAGUAAGUACACUAAAGUUCACUAUUAUAUAUUAAAUGUGUUUCUAUAAUCCCUCUAUUAGAGUCUUAUAUAUUAAAAAAUGCUGUUGUCAACCGUCUUCACUGUGUACCGGUAUAUCUUUGUUAGCUUUCAUUCCAUCACAAGGGGGUGCUAGUGGUACCAGGAAUCUCUUACACAUGCACAUCAAAUGCUGUACCCUAUUAAGGAAUUACAGAAAAUGAUGACUGCUUUAUAUCAAAAUCCUGUUCAAAUGCUAUUUAACUAAUGCUAUGUAUCUAAUCCUCCCCCUUAGAACACAAUCUAAUUCAUACAAAUAGGCUUCAUUAUUUUAAUAGCCCAUUUCGUAUAUCAGUU